This is a messenger RNA of Eremothecium sinecaudum, 1317 nucleotides long. It is a transcript of the gene ERG24, whose product is annotated as delta(14)-sterol reductase. Lineage: Eukaryota; Fungi; Ascomycota; Saccharomycetes; Saccharomycetales; Saccharomycetaceae. The coding region runs from base 1 to 1317 and encodes 438 amino acids. Gene Ontology annotation, cellular component: endoplasmic reticulum membrane. The record is from RefSeq and is a predicted model, not a curated record. Gene Ontology annotation, biological process: ergosterol biosynthetic process. The transcript has a single exon. Gene Ontology annotation, molecular function: Delta14-sterol reductase activity.
AUGUCCAAGGCAGUUCUGAAUCCAAGGACAAAAACGUACGAAUUUUACGGGGUUCCUGGUACACUUGCUAUUACUAUAGGUCUACCAGCCUUAACUGUAUUGCUUAACCAGUUGAUCCGUACUGAUUACCACAUUGAAGGGUUUUUCCGUAAUUUUCAGUGGGAAGAAGUAUGGAACCAAUUAAAGCCAUUCUCAUACUAUAUUUACAACCGCCAAUUAUGGACCUAUUACUCGGCCUGGUUUAUUACCCUUGCUUUACUAGACUUACCUUUACCUGGCCGUAAAGUAAAAGGAGUAACAUUAAGAGAUGGUACCCAAUUGACUUAUUUGCUGAAUGGAAUUUCCAUGUCUGUAAGCUUAGUUCUUGUGCUAUGUGUGAGAUGGAGCAUUACUAGUGGCGAGAUGCCUGAACUGCAGUUUCUAUAUGAACACCACACAGAUAUCUGCAUAAUCGCCAUCCUCGCUUCUUUUGUUAUCUCCAUCUUAACAUUCGCAUUUAGCUAUGUUCCACUUGUUCAUCCAAACGGUCAUGGCACUAGGGAACGUAUUUUAUCACUAGGAGGUAAUACCAAGAGUAUGUUCUACAAUUGGUUCAUUGGCAGGGAACUAAAUCCCAGAUUAGGUCCACUGGACAUAAAAUUGUUCUGCGAGCUUAGACCGGGCAUGAUGUUGUGGUUGUUGAUAAAUUUAUCAUGUUUGCAUCACUAUUAUCUGAGAACAGGUGAAAUAAACGACGCACUAUUAUUAGUGAAUAUUUUGCAAGGCUUUUAUAUCUUUGAUGGAGUAUUAAAUGAGGAGGGAGUGUUGACUAUGAUGGAUAUAGUCACUGAUGGAUUUGGAUUCAUGUUAGCAUUUGGCGAUCUGGCUCUAGUUCCCUUCACAUACAGUCUUCAAGCGCGGUAUCUGUCUGUAUCUCCAAUAACUUUAGGCCCCUACAGAUGUGCGGCAAUUGUUGCAGUCAUGGCUCUAGGAUACUGGAUUUUCCAUUCUUCAAACAAGGAAAAAUCCUAUUUCAGGAUGGGAAGAUUGCCUCAUCUCAAGAGCAUUCAAACUGACAGAGGUACAAAGCUACUAUGCGAUUCCUGGUGGGCAAUGUCACAACACAUCAACUAUUUUGGCGACUGGCUCAUCUCGCUAAGUUUUUGCUUGUGCACUGGGUUCCAAACGCCUCUGUCUUAUUACUACGUCAUGUACUUUGCCAUCUUGCUACUUCACAGACAAAUGAGAGACGAACAUAAGUGCGCCCAAAAAUAUGGAAAGUAUUGGGACGAAUACAAGUCUAAGGUUCCGUACAAGAUCAUACCGUAUGUAUACUGA